GUGUUAGCUGCUCAGUCAUGUCUGACUCUUUGCAACCCCAUGGACUGUAGCCAUCCAGACUCCUCUGUCCAUGGGGAUUUUCUAGGCAAGAAUACUGGAGUGGGUUGCCAUGCCCUUCUCCAAUGGAUCUUCCCAACCCAGGGAUAGAACCCAGGUCUCUGACCAUUGCAGGCAGCUUCUUUACCACCUGAGUGACCAGGGAAGCAUGUAAUAUUUGGGACAUACUAAAAAUUUAUUCAUUUGUCUGAAAUUCACAUUUAAAUAGGAGAACUGUAUUUUUAUUUGCUAAACUUAGAAAAGGCAGAGGAAUCAGAGAUCAAAUUGCCAACAUCCGCUGGAUCAUCAAAAAAGCAAGAGAGCUCCAGAAAAACAUCUAUUUCUGCUUUAUUGACUAUGCCAAAGCCUUUGACUGUGUGGAUCACAAUAAACUGUGGAAAAUUCUGAAAGAGAUGGGAAUACCAGACCACCUGACCUGCCUCUUGAGAAAUCUGUAUGCAGGUCGGGAAGCAACAGUUAGAACUGGACAUGGAACAACAGACUAGUUCCAAAUAGGAAAAGGAGUAUGUCAAGGCUGUAUAUGGUCACCCUGCUUAUUUAACUUAUAUGCAAAGUACAUCAUUUGAAACACUGGGCUGGGUGAAGCACAAGCUGGAAUCAAGAUUGUCAGGAGAAAUAUCAAUACCUUCAGAUAUACGGACCUUAUGGCAGAAAGUGAAGAAGAACUAAAGAGCCUCUUGAUGAAAGUGAAGGAGGAGAGUGAAAAAAUUGGCUUAAAGCUCAACAUUCAGAAAACAAAGAUCAUGGCAUCCGGUCCCAUCAAUUCAUGGCAAGUAGAUGGAGAAACAGUAGAAACAGUGGCUGACUUUAUUUUUUGGAGCUCCAAAAUCACUGCAUAUAGUGACUGCAGCCAUGAAAUUAAAAGACACUUAUUCCUUGAAAGGAAAGUUAUGACCAACCUGGAUAGCAUAUUAAAAGCAGAGACAUUACUUUGCCAACAAAGGUCCAUCCAGUCAAGGCUAUGGUUUUUCUAGUAGUCAUGUAUGGAUGUGAGAGUUGGACUAUAAAGAAAACUGAGUGCCAAAGAAUUGAUGCUUUUGAACUGUGGUGUUGGAGAAGACUCUUGAGAGUGCCUUGGACUGCAAGGAAAUCCAACCAGUCCAUCCUAAAGGAGAUCAGUCCUGGGUGUUCAUUGGAAGGACUGAUGCUGAAGCUGAAACUCCAAUACUUUGGCCACCUGAUUCAAAGAGCUGACUCUUCUAAAAAGACCCUGAUGCUGGGAAAGAUUGAAGGCCCAAGGAGAAGGGGACCACAAAGGGUGAGAUGGUUGGAUGGCAUCACCGACUCAAUGGACAUGAGUCUGAGUAAACUCCGGGAGUUGGUGAUGGACAGGGAGGCCUGGCGUGCUGCAGUCCGUGGGGUCACAGAGUCGGGCACGAUUGAGACUGAACUGAAAUUUGGUAACUCCACCGCGUCCUCUCUGAGGACGUUUCAUCCUGAAGGGUGCAGCAGUUCACUGGACAGAGAGGGCUUGAAAAGUGUCCUAGAUAAGCUUUUUGGGAAGCGGCUCCUGCAGGUGGGUCGGUAUCUGGUGUCUCACAAAGCAUGGAUGAAGACGGUGCCCACGGAGAACUGUGACGUGUUGAUGACCUUCCCAGAUACGACCGAUGACCACACGCUGCUAUGGCUGCUGAACCACAUCCGCGUGGGUAUCCCUGAGCUCAUCGUGCAAGUCCGCCACCAUCGCCACACACGCGCCUACGCUUUCUUCGUCACCGCCACAUACGAGAGCCUACUCAGAGGGGCCGACGAGCUGGGUCUGCGCAAAGCAGUGAAGGCCGAGUUUGGCGGGGGCACCCGCGGCUUCUCCUGCGAGGAGGACUUCAUCUACGAGAAUGUGGAGAGUGAGCUGCGCUUCUUCACCUCCCAGGAGCGCCAGAGCAUCAUCCGCUUCUGGCUGCAGAACCUUCGUGCCAAGCAGGGCGAGGCACUGCACAAUGUGCGCUUUCUGGAGGACCAGCCAAUCAUCCCUGAACUGGCGGCCCGAGGGAUCAUCCAGCAGGUGUUCCCAGUCCACGAGCAGCGCAUCCUGAACCGUCUCAUGAAGUCAUGGGUGCAGGCUGUGUGUGAAAACCAGCCUCUAGAUGAGAUCUGCGACUACUUUGGUGUGAAGAUUGCCAUGUACUUUGCCUGGUUGGGUUUCUACACAUCGGCAAUGGUGUACCCGGCGGUCUUCGGCUCAGUCCUGUACACAUUCACAGAGGCUGAUCAGACAAGCCGGGAUGUGUCCUGCGUGGUCUUUGCCCUCUUCAACGUGGUCUGGUCAACGCUGUUCUUGGAGGAGUGGAAACGGAGGGGGGCCGAGCUGGCCUACAAGUGGGGAACACUGGACUCACCCGGGGAAGCUGUGGAGGAGCCACGACCCCAGUUCAGGGGCGUGCGGCGCAUCAGCCCUGUGACUCAGGCAGAGGAGUUCUACUACCCGCCCUGGAAGCGGCUGCUCUUCCAGAUGCUCGUGAGUCUCCCCUUGUGCCUCACCUGCCUAGCCUGCGUGUUCCUGCUCAUGCUCGGCUGCUUCCAGCUCCAGGAGCUGGUGCUGAGCGUGAAGGGGCUGCCCCGUCUUGCCCGCUUCCUGCCGAAAGUCAUGUUGGCCCUGCUGGUCAGCGCAAGCGCCGAGGGCUAUAAGAAGCUGGCUGUCUGGCUCAACGACAUGGAGAACUAUCGGCUGGAGAGUGCCUAUGAGAAGCACCUCAUCAUCAAGGUCGUCCUGUUCCAGUUCGUCAACUCAUACCUGAGCCUCUUCUACAUUGGCUUCUACCUCAAGGACAUGGAACGCCUGAAAGAGAUGCUGGCCACACUGCUGAUCACCCGCCAGUUCCUCCAGAAUGUUCGAGAGGUUCUGCAGCCCCACCUGUAUCGGCGGCUGGGCCGAGGAGAGCUUGGCCUGCGGGCGGCCUGGGAGCUGGCCCGUGCCCUGCUUGGCCUCCUGAGCCUCCGGCGCCCCGCACGCCGCCACCUCGAACCCCCGGCUGAAGAGGGUGGCAGUGGCAGCAGCAGUGGGGGGGGCCGCAGGUGUCUCAGUGGGGGCUGCGGGGCACCUGAGGAGGAAGAGGAGGCCACGGUGGAGCGGCGGCCGGCAGGGGAAGGGGGAGAAGUGGGGGAUGGGCCCCGGGGGGGCAGAGAGGAGGAGGACGAAGAGGAGGAGGAGGAGGACGAAGAGGAGGAGGAUGAGGAUGAGCAAGGCGAGGAGGGCGGCCUCCUGGACUGCGGGCUUCGACUGAAGAAGGUCAGCUUUGCUGAGCGGGGGGCUGGGCGGCGUCGGCCAGGCCCAAGCCAGGAGGCCCUCCUGGAGGAGGGGAGCCCCACCAUGGUGGAGAAGGGGCUGGAACCAGGUGUGUUCACACUGGCCGAGGAGGACGAUGAGGCCGAGGGGGCUCCCAGCAGCCCCGAACGGGAACCUCCCCCAGCUGUCCUGCUCCGCCGGGCCGGAGGUGAGGGCCGAGACCAGGGGCCAGAUGGGGGCCCGGACCCAGAGCCAGGCUCAGGCGACUCAGCCCGGAAGCAGCGGCGGCAGAACCGGUCAUCUUGGAUCGACCCACCUGAGGAGGAACACUCCUCUCAGCUCACCCAGGCGGAGCUUGAGAGCUGCAUGAAGAAAUAUGAGGACACGUUUCAGGACUACCAGGAGAUGUUCGUGCAGUUUGGCUAUGUCGUGCUCUUCUCGUCCGCCUUCCCCCUGGCUGCCCUCUGCGCCCUCAUCAACAACCUCAUCGAGAUCCGCAGUGACGCCCUCAAGCUGUGCACGGGGCUACAGCGGCCCUUUGGGCAGCGGGUGGAAAGCAUUGGCCAGUGGCAGAAGGUGAUGGAGGUCAUGGGCGUCCUGGCAAUCGUGGUCAAUUGCUAUCUAAUUGGCCAGUGUGGGCAGCUGCAGCGCCUCUUCCCCUGGCUCAGUCCCGAGGCAGCCAUCGUGUCCGUGGUGGUGCUCGAGCACUUCGCUCUGCUCCUCAAGUACCUCAUCCAUGUGGCCAUCCCCGACAUCCCGGGCUGGGUGGCUGAGGAGAUGGCCAAGCUGGAGUACCAGCGCCGGGAGGCCUUCAAGAGACAUGAGCGCCAGGCCCAGCACCGCUACCAGCAACAGCAGCGGCGGAGGCGGGAGGAGGAGGAGCGACAGCGCCACGCGGAACACCACGCCCGGAGGGAGCGAGACGCCAGUGGCCGAGAGGAGGCUCGGGCCGAGGGCUCUGGGUUGGACCCUGCUGCCCCGGAGAAAACCUCAGCCAAGGCCAAGGGCAGUGGGACAGGUGGCCAUGGGCCGGAGCGACCCAAGCGCCCGGGGUCCCUGCUGGCACCCAACAACGUCAUGAAGCUGAAGCAGAUCAUCCCGCUGCAGGGCAAGUUCCUGUCAUCCGGGGCCUCGUCCUCCUCGCCGGCCGGCCCGGGGGCCAACCUCACCACCCGGCCAACCCCUGCCCAGUCGCCCACUGGCAGUGACACCCGCCUGCCAGCCUUCCUUAGCUUCAAAUUCCUCAAGUCACCUGAGACCCGGCGGGACCCAGAGCGUAGCCACUCUCCACCCAAGGCCUUCCACGCCGGCAAGCUUUUCCCCUUCGGCGGGGCCCGGGCAGAGGCCGGGUCCAACGGGGCGGGCGGGCAGGCCCGGCAGGACGGGACCCUCAGCGGUGGCGGUUGCCGAGCCCAGCGGAGUGGGCUGGCGGACGAGGCUGCAGCUGAGGAGCCGGACACACCCCGGCCUGAAGAGGAAGGCUCAGGUCACAAGCUUUAACUCGGGGGUGGGGACUCUGGGCUGGGCUUUGGGGGUAGGGGUGGGGUGUCCAGGCGUGGGGAGAGGGGCUGAAGGGGACAGAGGAGGCUCCGUUUCCCGGUACCAGUUGGGGACCUGGGUGUGUGGUACAUGGAGCCUAUUGAUCAAAGCCUACCCAGUCUCUCUAGGUCCCUGAGAGCCCGGAGCCCUGUGCCUGACCCUCCUCACCCGCCGGGGGAGGGAUGCCAAAGUCCUUGGUCCCCCAGUGCCCUUCCCAGGGUGCCCGCCUGCCAUGCUCUGGUGCCAGGAGAGAUGAGGGAGGCCCCUUCACCACCUGGCCUAGUCUUUCCUGCCCCCAUGAGACCCCACACCCAGCUCACUCUGGGGGACCAGAACCCCCAGGCCUCUAUGCAAGUCCCCGCCCUGCAGCCCAAGCUGUUCCUGGAGGCCUUCCUUGGAGGUGGGGCUCAGGCUGCCCACUAGGGGAGUUCAGGGCUGCAGCCCUGUGUCUGCUGAGUAGAGUCACAGGCCUCACUGCCGCCCCUCCCACCUCAUCCGAGCCCGGGGUCCAGCGACCCAUCCCAGGGAGCCCAAGAGGCGGCAGCUGUAGCACCAGGGACGUAGGUCGGAAGUCAGUGGUACUUCCUCAGACUGCCCUCUCUCCGUGAAGGGGAGGGGCCCAGUGCCCAGAGGCCGGGGAUGCCCCCGAAGAAGCCCACCCCUUGUCACUGAUCAGAAGCAAUAAG
Messenger RNA from Dama dama (fallow deer), 5505 nucleotides. It is a transcript of the gene ANO8, whose product is annotated as anoctamin 8. Gene Ontology annotation, cellular component: plasma membrane. Gene Ontology annotation, biological process: chloride transmembrane transport. Lineage: Eukaryota; Metazoa; Chordata; Mammalia; Artiodactyla; Cervidae. The coding region runs from base 1019 to 4780 and encodes 1253 amino acids. Gene Ontology annotation, molecular function: chloride channel activity. The transcript is spliced from 17 exons. The record is from RefSeq and is a predicted model, not a curated record.